Molecule: messenger RNA, 12900 nt
Organism: Equus quagga
Lineage: Eukaryota; Metazoa; Chordata; Mammalia; Perissodactyla; Equidae
Gene: ZNF469
Product: zinc finger protein 469
Exons: 1
Coding region: 1-11655 (3884 amino acids)
Source: RefSeq, a predicted model, not a curated record
AUGCCUGGGGAGCAGCCCCGCGGAGCACCGCCCCCAACUGUGACGGGAGACCUGCAGCCCUGCCAGACGGCCGGCGGCACAGGGGGCCCCUCCCAGCCCCCCAGCCGGGGCGGCGCCCCAGCCAGCAGGACUGCCAAGGCCACAGGCAUCGGGGCCCAGGCCGAGGAGCCCCCCGAAACCCAGCCAUGGCAGGCCGGGGAGGUGGAGCUCCUGAGAGCCCAGUCUCUGAGCAGCCCCCCGGGGAAGGGCGGCAGCCCCCGGGCCCCACCAGGGAGGAGCCACACACAGGCUCGCACCCGGCAGGUGGGCAGGGCGGACAGCGGCCCCCAGCAGCUCUACAGCCUGAGCAUCGCGGGCUCGAGGGCCAGACCCACCCCAGAUGAGACCCCUGAGGGCCCACAGCACGAUGCCCCCCGGCCCCCAGAGGCAGAGGCCCUGCCUGCCCCCGGUGAGCUCAGCUUCCCAAGGUGCUUCCAGGAGACCCCCUCCACCUUUACCUCCACCAACUAUACCUCACCGAGCGCGCCCCCUGGGCCCCCACCCCGCAGGGCCCCCCGGGGCCGCAGCACCAGCCCCCAAAGGCCGGCCUCCUACUUGGAAUUCCAGGUCAGCGGACCCAAUGCCUGGCCUCCCGCUGCUGAGAACAGCUUCCCAGGUGCUAGUUUCGGGGUCCCCCCCACCGAGUCGGAGCCUUUUCCUGAAGGUGGCAGCCCCGGGGGGGUCUCCUUCCAGUUCCCCUUUCCUGCGCUGCAUGGGGCCGGCCUGAAACCCUUCCCCGAGGACACAGCCAGGCCUGAGUACCCCGAGAGGGCGCUGGUGUUUGCCUUCCACCCACCUCGGGGAGCGUGGCCAGAGGAGGCGGUGGGCACAGGCCUGGCCUACCCCCAGCCUGCCCGGCCUGCGCCCCCACCCCCACCCUGCUAUCCCGGCCGGCCCAGCGGCCCCGAGGCCACCAGCGACCUCGCCGGUGCUCUCCCCACCACUGGUGCUGCUCCCUCGGCCCCCAGCUCCUUCUCGGAGAGCACAGCCACCUUCCCGGACAGUGUGCCCAAAAGAAUGACCCAAGCCCUCCCCGAGAGACCGCCUUCAGCCCAUGAUGGGCUGGGGAGCCCCAGGGGGCCCCCAAACUCUCUGCCCCAGAGGCACUUUCCUGGGCAGCCUUAUGGAAGCCCCAGAGCCAGCGGAGUGGGUACCAGCCCAGGGUCUCUAGACACAGAGCUGGCCGCCCCAGGUCCCCCACCCACCAGGCUGCCCCAGCUGUGGGAACCUCCCACAGCCCCUUACCCCACACAUGCCCUGGGUCCCCCGGCUGCCACAAGGAGUGCAUUCUUUGAAGGCCAGCCCAGCCCAGGCCAGCAGCUCGGGCUCCCCCAGAGUUCCCCUCUGCCCUGGCCCCAGGCCCUCCCGGCUAUCAGGCCCAGCACCCACAGAAUGGAAAUGCUGAGCCGGCUGCCCUUCCCGCCAGGGGCCCCCGAGUGGCAGGGAGGCAGCCAAGGAGCCCUAGGUGCUGCCGGCAAGACGCCCGGGCCGGGGGAAAAGCUGGUGGUCCUGAGAAACAGCCCCGGCCGGCACAGCAGCGGCUCCCCUGGGCUGUUCACCUACAAUGGGCUGAAGGACCCUGGAACCCAGCCCCUGUUCUUUGGGGUAGCCCAGCCGCAGGUCUCACCCCGAGGGACACCCAGCCUGCCACCACCCAGGGUGGUGGGAGCCUCUCCCAGUGAGUCCCCGCUGCCCUCACCCGCCACCACCACGGCCGGCAGCAGCACCUGCUCCUCACUCUCGCCGCUGUCCGGCAGCCCGGCCAACCCCAGCUCCGAGGAGAGCCAGCUCCCCGGCCCGCUCAGGCCCUCUUCCUUCUACCAGCACUCCACUCACGCCCAGGAGACCAGCAGCCCCUUCCCGUCCCCUGAGCCCUCACACGCCCUCCCCAUCCACUACCAGCCAGAGCCCGUCAAGGCUUUCCCCUUCCCCACAGAGGGGCUGGGGGCCGACGGCACCUACAAAUGCCUGGAGGAGGCCCCGUUCCCCAGCACGGGCCCUGAGGUGGGCAGCAGGGGGCUGGAGGUCUUCCCCCGGGAGCCACCCCCGUACUCUGCACACCACUUCCCCCUCAGCAGCGCCAGCCUGGACCAGCUGGACGUGCUGCUCACUUGCAAGCAGUGUGACCGGAACUAUAGCAGCCUGGCCGCCUUCCUGGAGCACCGGCAGUUCUGCAGCCAGCUUCUGGCGAGGGCCAAGGAUGGCCACCAGCAGUCCCCAGGGCUCCCCACACCCCCUGCCGCCCCCUCCAUGCUGGCCACUCCCAAAGCACCAGCCAGUGGGAGCCCAGGACUGCUCAGCCACACCAAGAUGGUCCCCUUUCUGCUGGGUGGGGACGUCCGGGCAGAUGGCAAAGAUGACCCCCUGAGGACGAGCUUCUUGCCCGGCCUGGCUGCUGGCCCCUUCCCGCUCCCUGCUGCAGACCUGGACCUGGAGGACGAAGCCAAGCUGGACAGCCUCAUCACCGAGGCGCUCAACGGCCUGGAGUACCAGUCAGACAACCCUGAGAUUGACAGCAGCUUCAUCGACGUCUUCACCGAUGAGGAACCUUCCGGCCCCAGAGGUCCCAGUGCUGGGCAGCCCUCCAAGAUCAGAGUGGGGGCAAUGCCAGAGAGCAAAGCCCAGCCCCAGCUCCCAGCAGUGGCUGCCCUGCUGGAGCCCCAGGCUGCCCGCCCUGGGGACGGGGGCUACCCAGCCCACAGCAGGCCCAAAACCCGCUCCCUGGGCCCAGCACCUGCGGAGGCAGACGGGGCCAGCCCGGCCAGCCAGCAGAGGAGAGGGAAGCGGUUUAAGUUGUUCCAGAAAGAGCUAGACACCGUCAACACUACCAAGAGGCCCGGCAGGGGCACCAGAGCCACCCACCCAAGGCCAAGGAGGAAGGGGGACAGGGCUGAGCCGAUUGUGCCCCGCCCCCAGGACCUCAGAACCCAGGCCCCCAAGAGCCAUGCAGAUCCUGACGGACAGGCUCUCCCCGUGGAGACCAGGAGCUCCAGGCGCCUCCGACUGUCCCCCGGGAAGGAUUCCAGGAGGAGGAAGACGCGGGGUGGCACCUGGAGCAAGGAGCUCAUCCACAAGAUCGUGCAGCAGAAGAACAAGCGGCACGGCCGGCCGGCGCAGGGUGGCCCCUGCUCUCUAGUGCCCGAGAGGCCCCCGCGUGGCACCACAGAUGGCGGGCCCCGGGAGUACGACUACGCCUCCGAGUCUGAGGAGGAGGACAGCUCCCGGCCGCGGGGCCCCCACUUCAGAGGCCGGCCCCGCCAUGGCAGCCGGCGGUGGCACCGAGGCGAGAAGAGGAAGGGAGCAGACUUGACCCCAAGUCCCAGAGAGGGAGGAGAGCAGCAGAAGCCCAGGAAGGUCGUGAGGCAGGGAGCCAUGAAGGGUGGGGGCUCCCCCACCCCACAAGAGCCAGGUGGGCAUUGCCCAGGCCCCAGCGAGAGCCCCGAGGCCAGAGCAGGCCUCCAGGAGAAAGGCUCCACGCAUCUCCUGCAGGUCCCCGGCAGUGCCAAGACCCCAGAGGAAAACCGUCUAUCGCUGGACUUCUCUCAAGAGACCAAGAACCCUGAAAUUGCUGACGAGCUGCCCCCUGACACCACAAAACUUCUCAGAGAGGUUUCAAGCUCUUCUCCAGCCAUGUGUGUGGGAGGAAGCCCCCCAGCCCCAGAGCGACCACAGUCCAGCAGAGAGGACACAGUGGGGCCCCGGGGCAGCUCGCCAGCUCCAGGGGCGGGCAGUCUGCUGGGAGAGCCCCAGGGCCCGGAGCCGCCCAUCUCCCAGGACAGAGAGGAACCCCCUGCCUGCCCACCAAGAGAAUUGCCGGUGCCUGUCGCUAAUGCCACCAAUGCUGCCUUCCCCAAACUCAGCACCCUGUUUUUGAAGACUCCAGAUCUUGGUUGUGACCCUGCUGUGUUUAACAGAGACCCCGCGGGGGUUCCAGUUGCCAAAAAGGGGCCCCAGCCCUAUAGCAGCCCCCACAGCAAGCUGUUCCUUGGGCCUAAAGACCUGGCCAGCUGUUUCCACGAAGACCUGUACCCCGAGCCCUCGGCUCCGGACACUCCGCCAGCCAACAGCGUGCACCUUCGCCAGGACGGUGUGGACGCCAGUUCCCUCGAGCCAAAACCUCCCAGGAAUCCACCCUACACGGUCGACACAGACCCAGGCGAAGCCAGAUUGCCACUGACCUUGGAGUCCCCACCCCUUUUCUCUGGGCUGCCUGUGGACGGCUUCGACCCGCCGAUUUACAGCAGCCUGUCUGGAAGUGGGGACGCCCACUCUCCAUGUGCAUGUGCCCACCCUCCCCCGAGGAAACCCUUGUCAGAUCCACCAUACCCAUCGUUUCUGCCCGAAAAGGGCUGGUCCCUGCUGGAGGACGCGUCCUCCAUGCUGCCCAGCCACGUGGGCCAUUUUCCUGACCUCUCAGAGGAAAAGGCAUUCAGCAAGAAGUGUCCCCCUCCAGGGACAAGAGCCACCAGCUCUCCCCCUCUACCUGGCAAAGUUACUGAAUGUGGCGUCACUUUUAUGAGCAACCUGUCUGAGGACGAGUUAGAGAUCAAGAGAUUGGUCACCGAGUUAGAAAGUCAGCUGAAAAGCCAAGAUGUGCACGCGGCCCCAGGAGGGCUGGGCAGUGCUGAGCAGGCGGGUGCGGUGCCCUUGGGCCCGGGCACCCCUCUGCCCAUCCCCCAGGCCACCCCAUCCUGCGAGGACUCACUCUCCACAGCUGGCCUCACCAGUCUUGGGGAGUUGAGUCCACACCCGGAAGGGGCACAAACUGCUGUGGCCGCUGCAGAGGGGCCUCCGGGGAGCCCCCAGGAGGAGUGGCCCGCAUUCCACGCUGGAGAAGCAGCUCUUCCCCGCAGCGCCCACAAAGAUGUGGCUUCUGGGGCUCCUUUCAGCCCCACGGAGGCCCGCCUCAGUUUCCAGCCGGUGCAGAAAGACAUAGUCUCCGAGAUGGGGCCCCCCAAGGCAGAAGGGGACUGCCAGUUCUGCCCAGAAGUCCCUGGCCCCGGAGAGCUGCUCAAGUCCCCGUUGGACGUGGGAAGGUCAGCAAAGUGCAGCCCAAGCCAGGAGCCUUUACUUCCUAAGAACAACAGGGCCACCAAACUCCAUCGACUCAACACCCUCCUGCUGCCCCUCCCCAGCACAUGGGGACAAGGGAGUCUCCCAGGAGCCCAUGAGGCACACAGGCCCUGCAGAGAGCCCCCCGAGCUGGGAGCGUUUGGCAGCCCCACCGCCCAUCUGCAACCUGACUUGGUGUUUUGGGGUGCCAGGAUUCUGUCUCCAGGUGCCACCCCACCUACUGGUGCCAGUCACAGCGAGACCACCAAGGGACAAUCUGUCAGCAGCGCAGGUGGGCCAGAAGGAGCGGGGCUCCCCCACCCCAUGGUAGGGGGCCCCGGCUUUGAGGGUAACAAGGAGCUGGUCCCAGUGGGGGCCUCCCCGAGUCCUGCCUGCACGCCCGGUCCCAGUCCUGGCGGGAGGCCCCAGGACCCAGCUGCGAGCCCGCUGCAGCAACUCCAGCUCCUAGUGGCCAGAGCAGCUGAGAGGGAAGGCGAGGCCUGGGGCUCCCAGGAGCCCCCACCUGCCGAUGCCCAGAGCCCUCAGUGCGGCCAGCCCUCAGAUCUGGAAGGGGACAGUGUGGAAGGUGGGAGCAUGGCCUGCAGCCCCACCCGGGGCUCCCUGGGAGGUGCACAGAUGACAGCUAUCCCUGCAGUGGCUGGACGUCAGCCAUGGCCAGAGGCAGAUGGACGUCUGGGCAUGCUCGGCCAGGCUGAGAAGCCCAAGGGCCAAGGCCAAGCCAGCCAGCUGCAGCCAGAUAAGAGGGGGAGCUGUGGGGGGCCGGGUGACCUCACCACAGUCAAUGCCAGUCCUGAAACUGCUCUGGCCAGGCCAGCCAUGGGUGCAGACCAGCUAGGGGGACAACUGCAGGAAGGCAGGGUGGCCUUGGGCCCACAGAACGAGGCACAGGCCACCCCAAGUCCCGCCUCCUCCGAUUCGGAAUCUUUGCUCCCGGCCUUGGCAGCAGCCCAUGCCCAAAGUGGGCCUGAGGACCAGACCCGAGAGGAGGCGGCUGGCCCAGGCCUUGAGAAGCAGCUGCUGCUCGCUGGGGAGAACCCAGUGCCCACCACCAGCAACCUGGCCAGCUGGGCCCCUUCGCUACCAUCCUCAGCCACCUCCGUUCCCUGUGGCCUCAAGCACCUGCCCCAGGAAGACCCUCCAUCAGCUCCUUCAGGGGCUCUGAGGGGGCUGCUCACAGCCUCUCCAUCCUGCGGGUACCCUAGCAGCCCGCAGCAUCUGCCGGCACCUUCUCCUGCCUGGACACCUCCAGAAAGGGCCGACUGCACCCCAACCCCCACUGACCUAUCUUUGAGGACAAGCCCCUGUGGCCUCAAGGAAAGCCCAGCUUACCAACCCUUCCUGGGGGACCACAGACCCCUGGGAGACCCUCCCGCGGGCCAGCCCAGCUUCAUCGGUGUCUUCACUCCCACCCAUCAUGGGGACAACCCUGAAGACCACAUGUCAGGAACCCUAGAGGUUUCCAGGAAUGAGCAGCUGAGGCUGUCUCCUACCUGUGCUGCCCCUCCACCCCCAGCGAGGGCCGUCUCCCUGAGAGUGACCGUCAAGGCUGCUGCCCUGCCCACCACAGAGGGCAUGGGGGCAGUGAGAGGCCCCAGGGCCAAGCGGCCAGACGCUCACUGCAAGGGAGCCCUGCCCCGCACCAGCCCCAGCAGGAUCUCCAGGGACCCCUCGUCAGAACCCCCAGGAAACAGGGAAGGCCGCAGCAUCCCCACUGCGCCCACUCACCCUUCCACACAGGGGGCCGUAGGGCCAGAACCCCACGCCGGCCUGGAAGGCGAGGCAGGGGCCAGCCUCCAGGGACAGGAAGUCCUGGAGACACCUGAGGCUGGGCGCACUGGCGUUACAAGGGCACCCGAAGCUGGCACCAGAGGCCUGACGGUCACCCACCCUCCUGCAGAGCUCCACCUGGGCAGAGCCGUGUCCCGGAGGAGCAGCAUAGACAGUGACUCCAGACCCGACUCCCCGCCAAGCCUCAGAAAUAUCCUCCCCCAGACACCUCAGGGGGACCCCCUCAGCCCUCAGGACCCCAGACAGAAGCCUCGUGGCUUUAAAAAGAAGCCUGUGUCCACUGAGAAUGGCCAUUGGAAGGACCGAGCCCCCCACGGGCGGCCUGUGACCUGUGAGGUCUGCUCGACCUCCUUCCGCUCCAGGCCAGGCCUGAGCCGCCACAGAGCCAGGAAACACGGGCUACACAAGGGGGCUCCCUCCCAGCCAAGCCCGCCAGCCCUGCCCGCCCCCCAGCCCGCAGCCCAGACGUGCCGCACCCCCGGGAAGAAAAGCCGCAGGGUGCCUGGGAAGGAGAAACCGAGGCGCUCGCUGAGCAGCCCCAGCCACAUUCUUGGGCCGCCUCCUGUCCAGGGCUCCACAGCUCCUGAGGACGCCCUGGGUCCCGAGACGUCCAAGGAGCUUAGACAGGGGCUCGGCGUUCUGGGAACCCCAGGCUGUCCCGUCAGCCGGGAACCACACUCCCCAGGCCUGGUCAAGCAAGGAGUGGAUGUGAGGUCUGCAGAGCCCAGGACACGGGACCAGCUGGACAAGAAGGAGCACCAUCUCAAACCAGCAGAGAAGGGAGGAGGCCAGAGGCGGGGCAGAGCGCCCACAGACUUGCCCAGCGAGGCAGGAGGGAAGUCAAACAAGAAAGCGAGGAAGCCCAGAGCGAGAAGGUUCCGGGAGGAGAGCAGUGCUCGAGUCUCUCCUGAUGCGAUUUCAGAUACAAGCGGCUGGAAUCCAUCAACUGUGAUUGCCAAUUACCCAGUCCUCCCCAGCCGCUGCCUCUCACCGGAGGCAGAGCAGGAGACCCAGGUCGCGCAGCCGCCUCUCAUGGCCACGGACCCAAAUGAGACGCCCGCACAGAAGUCACCCAGGGAUCAGGUGGCCCAUUCAGGGAGAAGGGAGGGGGCACUUGCUGGGAAAGGCCCAGGGGUGCAGAAGGCAGCCUUGGCAGGGGGAUGCUGCGGUCCCAGAGAGACCAGGACCUCGGGUGUCUAUAGAGAGCCUGCAGGGGACAGCAGAGCUGCCGAGAGCCGGUCAGGGCACGGUGUCUGGGAGGGGCACAGGCCUCCCUCGGGCUCCCCAGGCCCCCCCGAGACUUGUGGUUCUGAAGCCAGUGGCACCAUCAGCAGUUGCCUCCAGGACCCCCAGCGCAACCUGGAAGACGGGGUCCAGGAGCAUGAGGGCACCACUCUCGAAGCCCCCAGCCCGGGUCUCGGGGACCCUCUGAGCCUGUUUGAUGAUGAGGCCUCUUUCUCCCAGCUCUUCCCUCUGGGUGACCGCUGGACUCGGAAGAAGAACCCCCAUGUCUACGGGAAGCGUGGGAAAAAGCUGAAGCCCCCGCCACUGCUGGAGCCCAGCCGCGACGGGACAGGCAGCGCAGCCCCGUCCUCCCACCUGCCCACAGACCUCAGCGACUCGGGCUCGCUCUGCCUGUCUCACGAGGACCCCUGGGGCGAUGAGGCCACGGGUCUGCCCGAGUCCUUCCUCCUGGAGGGCUUCCUUAGCAGCAAGGUACCUGGCAUUGACCCCUGGGCCCCUGGCCCCAGCCUGUGGGCCCUGGAGCCCGAGCUGGAGGCGAACUGUGUGGAGGAAGCGCCCUCCUGCCACGCCGAGGAACACCGGGCAGAGAACAUCCCUGAGCUGCACAUGGUCCCGGCGGCCUGGCGAGGCCUGGAGCUUCGGGCCCCCUCAGAAGAGACUGCCUCUUCUCUUGGAGACGUGAGCCCUGAGCCGCCUUACCUGGAGCGAGAACGCUAUGACAGUGGGCUCCCCGGGAACACUGUGGAUCUCAAGGUGCUCAGCACCAAGCUUGAAAUGCAAGACCUGAGCUUCUUAGGGCCCUGUGAAGACCCUGUGGGUCUCCCUGGCACAAGCUUCUUAGACUUCAAGGCCACGGCAAACUCCCAGGGGCCACGGAGCAAAAGGACAGAGGAGGCAGCCGGGGCCAAGAGGGCCCCAAGCAGAGACGGGCACGCCAAGGCCAGGAGGGCACCCUACAAGUGCAGGGUGUGCUUCCAGCGCUUCCAUGGCCUGGGCGAGCUGGAUCUCCACAAGCUGGCCCACAGUCCCUCGCCGCCCCCCACCUGCUACAUGUGCGUGGAGCGCAGGUUCGGCUCUCGCGAGCUGCUGCGGGAGCACCUGCAGGAGAAGCACCUGCAGGGCAAGGCGGGGCUGUGGGUCUGUGGCAUGUGCCUGAGGGAGCUGGCUGACGUCUGGAUGUAUAAUGAGCACCUACGGGAGCACGCCAUGCGGUUUGCCCGCGAGGGGCAGGCACGGAGGUCCCUGGGGGCCCUGCCUGGAUGCUGGGAGGGGGACAGUGCAGUCACGCACUUCCUGAGCAGCAUCAUGGGGCAGGUAUCCAAACCCCACAGGGGAGUGCACUCGAUUGGCAAGACAAAUGGGGGCCCCACAGAGGCAUCGGGGCGCAAGCCGGGAGCUGAGAAAGAGUUCCUGAGGGAGAGGGCCAAACCCAAGGCCACUGCCAACAACUCAAACCAAGAUGGCGCCUCGGCACCAGAGAGAGCCUUGGGCAAGGGCAACCCGUCAGCCUGUGUGAACCCCGCUCCACCCUGCAGCUCUGCCAAGACGUCCCCUCGCCCGUCCCCCGACCCCUGCUCCAGCAAUGAGCCCCUCCUGCAGGCCAUCCCAGUGCACGAGGACUGCAAGGACCCCUCCCGCGACUGCCACCACUGCGGGAAGCGCUUCCCCAAACCCUUCAAGCUGCAGCGCCACCUGGCGGUGCACAGCCCACAGCGCGUCUACCUGUGCCCCCAGUGCCCGCGGGUCUACUCGGAGCAUCGUGAGCUGCGUGUGCACCUGGGCGGGGAGCACGGGGUGCAGGAGGAGCUGGAGCUGCAGCACACGCCGCUGUACGCCUGCGAGCUCUGUGCCAACGUCACGCACAUCAGCAAGAGGUCCUUCGUCUGCAGCUCCUGCAACUACACCUUCGCCAAGAAGGAGCAGUUCGACCGACACAUGGACAAACACCUGAGGAGGGGGCAGCAGCCCUUCACGUUCCGCCGCGUGAGGAGGCCCGGCGGCCCCGGGCAGAAGGCCCCCGCCCGUGAGGGCACACUGCCCAGCAAACGGCGCAGGGUGGCUGCGCCCGGCAGUUCCCCGGGGCCCAGCAUGGACAAGCCUUUGUCCCGGAGCAGCAGCCCCACCCUGAGCGAGGGGUCCCCCCCAGCCCUACUCCAGCCCUGCCCAGAGGCAGCUCCUGGCACCAGCAAGGGGCAGCCCGGGACCCCGGAGAGGCCUGGAGACCCUGUGGGCCACCCAGUUGGGGGGAAUGAUCUACCCUCUGACCUCCAGGAGUUCUUGCCCCCAUCUCUGUCUCCCUUCCCGGCAGCCUCAGCUGAUGGCGAAGAUGGCCACAAGCUGGGCCGAGCCGUGAAGAACUCCGAGGACAAGGCUUCCCCAGGCAGUCCUGGGCCUCUUCCCCAGCAGGCUCUCCCACCGGGGGAGUCUCUGCCCCAGCCAGGGGUCAGAAGCCAAGACGCCGAGGAAAAGAGGGCUGUGGACCCCUUCUCUGGGAAACGCAGGACCUGCAGUGUCCCUGGCAAACGUGCUUCUGACCAUCGCCCAGAAGCCCCCUCCCCACUCCGGAAGGAGAAGCAGGUGGCCACAAGCCACAUGGUGCCUGACGGGGGCACAGGGAGCCCCUCCCACAAGGGCAGUGCCACCAGGCCUGGGGGUGGCCGGAGUUCUUCAAAAGACAAGUCAGCCCUGUCCACCCCCGGCAAAGCACCCAAGUUCCUGGUGCAACUGAAAAAGGCCAUGGCCAGCCCGGCACCUGGAGAUCCAGCCUGCAGCACUGAGGACAGGCCAAAGUCCACCUCCCUCAAAGCCAAGCCUGGCCCCAGUGCCCAGGGCGGUGGAGGCCUGCGGCACGGCACCAAGACAGCAGGCGGCAGCCAGCCCCAGCCAGCCAGUGGGCAGCUCCAAAGUGAGACAGCCACCACCCCAGCCAAGCCCAGCUGCCCAGGCCAGAGCCCCACCCCAGACAAGCCCCUCCCUAGAGCCCCAGACAGGGGCUUCACCAAGGGACCAAGGGAAGCUGGUGACCAGGGGCUCCGAGGGAGCCUGGGCCCCAGGGAGGGUGGGGAGGGCGGUGAGAAGAAGAGAAAGGGCCGGGCUCUGGGGUUGAGCAGGAGUGACAGUGGGGGGGGCUUGGGGAGAACCCCCCCGGUCCCUGACAAACCCCCUAGGGCCCCCCGAAAGCAAGCAACUCCCAGCCGCGUGCUCCCAGCCAAGCUCAGGCCCAGCAGUCAGAACAGCAGGACGCCCCCCCAGCCCUCAGAGCCGCGGAAGGCAGAGCCGGGCCACACCCACGGGGACAGCAGGCGCAGCAAGGAGGGGCCUGGCAAGGCCUUCCCCUCGGGGAGACCCCUGCACAGGCCCCCCAAGAGAGGCAGAGCUGUCCACGGUGCUGAACCCGCCACCUCCCGUGCCUGUCGGACAGCGGAAUCCCAGAGUGACCUCCUCAGCCAGCUCUUCGGGCAGAGACUAACCAGCUUCAAGAUCCCUUUGAAAAAGGACCCUUCUGAGUAAUUUAUAGGAGCAAGUGAGUGCCUGGGAGCAGGUCUGGGGAUGAACCCAGUGAAUGGGGGACUCCGUGCUAUGCCACCAACCUUCAGUCCUCCGAGAUGGUUUGCUUGGUGGACGUGUCUUAAUCCACUUGACUUAACUAUACCAAUGCGCAGACUUUGGUGUUACAGCUGAGACUGGGAUGCAUUGAGUAGGGCCUGGGGUGGACAGUAAUCCCUUUCUAGCUGGAAGGUAAGGAUGAGGGGCGGGCCAGCUGCAGCCUCUUUGAGACCAUGAAGCUGUUUUCUAGGUACCAGCUCAUGCCCCCUGCCCCAGCCCCGUGUGCCCCCUUGCUGAGGCGCAGUAGCCACAGAAUCCCCAUUUGAAGGUUUGCACAGGGUCCCCCCCAUGUCAUCUAGCAGGGAAGUAAGUGGAGGCAGCUGCAAAUAAGAUGGUGGCAGCCUCCCUUAGUCUUGUUGCUGCUGUUCCUGGAACUCCAAAGUGACCUUAGAAAUCAAACAGGGGGACAGGGCUCUCCACCAUUCCUGAGCCACCCUGCCCUCCAGUGCACAACAGCCCUUCUCUGACCACAGGGUCGUGCCAGCCACUGUCCGUGCUGCCAAGGGAAACACCGGUCUCCAGUGCACCUUGAACCCUGGGGACCAGGCUCCCAUCCGGAACGUGGAGAAAGCUGCUCACGGGCAGCUCCACCGGUCCUGCCUCCCCACGCGCCUCGGCCCCCACCCCAGGCUCUGCGAUCGCCCUUUCUAGAGCCUUCCUCCCACGCGGAGCUGUCGGCUGCGAGUGUCAGCAGUUCUACUCUGAAGUUUCUGGUGCUAUUUCAUGACGUAAUGUGAAUACUGGCUUCCCUGGUGUGUUUUCCCUGGGGAGACGGGGUUGGGAGGCGCAAGGGGCUGCACAGAGGCCCACGGGCACCAGCAGCCCGAGAAGUCUUUCACUGGCUCCCGGCCACCAGCAGGCACAGUAGGAGCAGCGGGACGGGACCCUCAGAGCCAGGGUGUGGCGCUGCCGCCCGGUCGCCGAGGUGCCCCAUGCACUGACAUGACCCGGGGUUGGCCCGCACGUCCUUCUCACAGAACCGUGUCUUGAAAGGGCCCUGGAGGGUGGAGAGGCACCUUCUACUCUUAGGAAUCUCCGAGGCUCGUGGUCCAUUCCGUUCUGUUUUUUCGUUUUUACCUUGGGUGCAAUGUGUAUGUCAGAAGUUUUAUUUUAAUAUUUCAAAAGAGACCAAAUCGGGCCCGAAUCACC